AUUUUCUCUCUCCUACAACUUGCUUGAAUUUUGUGUCCAUUUUUUUCUCUUAUCAACUUUCUCAUUCAUAUAAAAUCCAUCACAUCCUUCUUAAAACCCUGUUUUUUUGCUUAAAAUCCUUUAAAACAAACUCAAGCAAGAAAUCCCAGAAUUUUUUAGCUCUGAAAUGGGUUGUUGUUUAAGCAUACUACAAUUAAAAGCUGAUGGAAGCCCUGUUCAUCAAAAUAGUGGAGAUAGUGAUAGGAUUCAAUCUCCAGGACUGAACCAAAGAUCAGAGGGAGAGAUAUUGCAAUCGUCGAAUUUGAAGAACUUUUCCUACAAUGAUCUUUGCACUGCAACUCGCAAUUUCCGGCCUGAUAGUGUGCUUGGAGAAGGUGGUUUUGGUUGUGUGUACAAAGGGUGGAUUGAUGAGCAUACCUUUGCACCUGCUAAGCCAGGUUCUGGAAUGAUCAUUGCUGUCAAGAGGCUUAAUCAUGAAGGAUAUCAGGGUCAUAGGGAAUGGUUGACUGAAAUAAAUUACUUGGGACAACUACGACACCCUAAUCUUGUGAACCUGAUCGGGUACUGCUUAGAGGAUGAGCACCGCCUCUUGGUAUACGAGUUCAUGACACGUGGUAGCUUGGAGAAUCAUCUGUUCAGGAGAUCAUCUUAUGUUGAGCCUUUAACAUGGAAUCUCCGAAUAAAAAUAGUUGUUGGCGCAGCAAAGGGGCUUGCCUUCCUCCAUAGCCCAAAGAUAAAAGUCAUUUAUCGAGAUUAUAAGCCUUCCAACAUACUCCUCGAUUCCGAUUUCGAAGCAAAGCUUUCCGAUUUCGGUUUGGCUAAAGAUGGGCCAUUUGAUGACCAAGGUUACGUAUCCACAAGAGUCAUGGGUACCCAUGGGUAUGCAGCUCCCGAAUAUAUUGCCACUGGUCACCUAACCCCAAAGAAUGACAUCUACAGUUUUGGGGUCGUUCUCCUUGAAAUGAUGACAGGAAGACGAGUUCUAGAUGAAAACCGGACCACCAAGGAGAAAGACCUAGUCAAGUGGGCAAUGCCGUAUCUCCGGAAGGAAAAAAUAAGCAGAAUCAUGGACACUAGAAUCCAGGGACAGUAUUCUUCAAGGUCAGCAAAGAUCAUAGGCAACCUUGUCAUUCAAUGCCUGUCGAUAGACCCUAGGUUUCGGCCCAAUAUGGUUGAGGUUGUCUCAACACUCGAGCAACUUCAAGACUCUAAACCCGCUGCUGAUUUAUACCCUGUAAACCGCGAUUUAUAUCCUGAAGUAAGACGGGGUUCUAACUGUCAAAAAUCAAGUCUAGAACCCAAAAACCGGAAGCGAGUCAUCGUUGGUAAUGAAGUUAGCAAGGGUGGUGUUACUACUUCUCCUGAUUAUAGAUCAUCUGUUGCACCUGUUUAAUAGCUGACAAUAAUAUAAAUUUUUUAUUUUUCUCAUCUUUUGGUGAAUGGAAGUCUUGCAUAUCUCAUGACAUCUUAAUAUUCAGAAGCAUCUACAAUGGUUUGGAAAGAAAUAAGGUUAGGUAGGUAAGGUUGCACAUGGUUUUUCCAAUGUAAAUUGAACAACUUUGGUAAUGGGUGAAUCAAACUGAUCCCAUGCUUUGGUUGAUGAUUGUACAGCAAUUUUUAAUGUUGUAACUAAUUGUUGCUCCC
This is a messenger RNA of Beta vulgaris subsp. vulgaris (sugar beet), 1644 nucleotides long. RefSeq names its product receptor-like cytoplasmic kinase 176. Gene Ontology annotation, molecular function: protein kinase activity; ATP binding. Gene Ontology annotation, biological process: protein phosphorylation. The coding region runs from base 167 to 1393 and encodes 408 amino acids. The transcript is spliced from 6 exons. The record is from RefSeq and is a predicted model, not a curated record. Lineage: Eukaryota; Viridiplantae; Streptophyta; Magnoliopsida; Caryophyllales; Amaranthaceae.